GACGGAGAAAGCCAAGAGGAGGCGCAGAAAUGUGAGAAUGGCUCCAAGAAGCUGUCUGAGCUGCCUCUUCUGAUGUUUUAUUUUUUAAUUUUUUAACCUUUGUGUCCUCUUUUACCUCACUAUAACGUGUUAAGACCUGGAAAAUACAACUAUUCCAUUUGAUUCCCUGCUUCCCUGCUUGUAAAUAAAGCAACACCAUAACAUCAAUAUUCUAUAAAAAAGACCAGAUUGUCAAAGUUCCCAAGGUGACAGUGAUGCAUUUAGCCAAAAUUAACAUGUAAUUUAAUUUACCAGUCCAAGCAACAGUAUUGUUCAUUGAAAAGCUACAGAAGUACAGGAGGAUGAGUGCCGAAGCAGCAGACCGGGUGGCUGCUGCCAUCGGCAGUCGGCCAGGCACUCCUCUGCAGACAUCCUGGUUCGAGUUCCUCUUGGAUGUCAGUUUACUAGAGAAGCACCUUCAGAAAUCAAACCCAGAUCCGACACCAGUGCAGCUGAUCAUUCAAUUUCUGGAGCAGGCUUCGAAGCCCUCUGUGAACGAGCAGAAUCAGGUGCAGCCUCCAGUAGACAACCGCAGGAAUCGUACCCUGAAACUUCUCGCUCUCAAAGUCGCUGCACACAUGAAGUGGGAUCUGGAUUUGCUUGAGAAAGGUUUGACCAUUCCAGUAUUAAAUAUGUUACUGAAUGAGCUCCUGUGUGUGAGCAAAGUGCCACCAGGGGUGAAACAUGUGGACCUGGACCUGUCCACCCUGCCUCCGACUACUGCCAUGGCUGUCAUCAUCUACAACCGCUGGGCCAUUAGGACCAUCGUGCUGAGCAGCUUUCCAGAGAAACAGACCAAACCAGGACCUCAUCAGAUGAACAUGUUGAAUAUUGUGCAGCAGGAGAAAGAAAUGACAGAAAACAUCCUCACUGUGCUUAAAGAGCAAGCCAACGAUUCCAUCAGUGUCCUGGAAGGAGCUCUGCGGCUGAAGAAAGACUUCUACGUCCACACGCUGAGGACUCUGGACCUGCUGGCCUCCGACGCUGCCGCUAACGGAGAAACCGAGUCCUCCACUGCGGGGCUUCGUAUCAGUGCCGACGAGUUACACUGUCAGGUGCAUUAUGACUUGGGAGGUAUUUUCUUCCAGCAAGGCUGCACAGACCAGACAGCCUAUGAGAAAGCCCGGGACCACUUCAGGCAGACCAAUGAACUCUUAAAGAAGCUGGACUCAACUGUCCACGUUCACCUGGAUGAGAAGCGUCUGGCUGGUUACUGGAACGCCUGCAAAGCUUUGACCGGAGACUGCGGCUCCUCCGACCCUCAGACGACCCCCUACGACCACAUCAACAGCCUGAUCCGGGCGUACAACUAUCAGGCCGUCAUCGAAGCUUUCAUCAAAGACAAUGUGUCCCGGAGUUUGCCAAAUCACUUCAGACGCUCUGUUCUCAGGGAGUUCAUGUACAAAGUUCAACAAGGGGAAUCGAGCCUCGACGAGGUUUGUCACAAACUGUGUGUUUGUAACGCCAUCCGGGACGCUCUGGAAGGAGAAGUCCUCGGCGUGCGUUUCCAGCAGCUGCUUCUAAAACCCAGUAAACGAAUGGUGGACUUCAUUUUAGAGGUGUGCACCCGAUCACUGGAAAAAGAUCGACCUGCUGAGACGUCCAGGAGAAACAUGGCCAUCUUUAUGAAGACUCUGUGUGAGAGCUUGGAGGACCUGUCUCUGGUCUUCGUGGUGUCGUCACAUAAACUCUUCAUGGAGCUGCUGAAAGAAGAGGAGCGGAAGUUGCUGGUGGAGCAGAUGAGGAAGAGGUCGGCCACCGUCAACCUCAGCGCCAAGCCCCUGCCUUCUUUUUACGACAUUCCAGCCUCGGCCAGUGUGAACAUCGGGCAGCUGGAGCAGCAACUCAUCCUCUUGCUGGAGCCACGGCGGAUCAGACAGAUCCUCAUUGAACUGCACGGCAUGGCCGAACGACCCUUCUGGAGGGUCAACAGCAAGUGGGAGGUUCCUCCAGACUACAUCAAUGUGAUUCUUGGCAUCAAAGACAACCUGACUAAAGACCUGGUUUACAUCCUCAUGGCUAAAGGACUCCACUGCAUAUCGAUAAAGGACUUCGCACACGCCCGGCAGCUUUUCUCGGCCUGCCUGGAGCUCGUCACCGAGUUCUCCCCGAAGCUCCGGCAGGUGAUGCUGAACGAGAUGCUGCUGCUGGAAGUGCGAGCGCACGAGAGCAUGGCAGCCGAGGGCAGCAAGGAGCGGCCGCCCCCGGACCUGGUCAGCAGGGUCAGAGGUUACCUGGAGAUGAGGAUUCACGAUCUGCCCCUGCGCCAGGUGGUGGGAGAGGAGUGUGUGGCCUUCAUGCUCAACUGGAGGGAGAACGACUACCUGACCCUGCAGGUUCCUCCGUCACUGGUCAUGAACAACCCCUACAUCAAGCUCGGCCAGCUUCUGGCCUCCACCUGUAAAGAGCUUCCAGGUCCGAAAGAGAGCCGGCGCACCGCCAAAGAGCUGUGGGACGUGGUGGUCCAAAUCUGCAGCGUCUCCAUCCAGCACAAGAGGAACAGCGACGGCCGGGUGGGCCUCAUAAAGCACAGAGAGUCGUCCAUGGGCAUCCUCCACCGGAGUAAAUUCAUCACCUUCGUUAAGAAACUCAGAGAGCCGCUGGUCCUGACGACCCUGAUCUCUCUGUUUGUGAGGCUCCACAGCAUCGUGCGGGAUGACAUUGUUAAUGAAGUGACGGCAGAACACCUCUCCAUCUGGCCGUCCUCGCUUCCAAACAUUCAGGCGGUGGAUGUGGAAGCCGUGGCUGUAACUGUCAAAGAGCUGGUGUCCUACGCUCUCACUCUGAACCCAAACAACCAGUCGUGGCUCAUCACUCAGGCCGACAUCUACUUUGUGACCAAUCAGUACUCUGCUGCGCUCAACCUGUACCUGCAGGCCGGAGCCGUGUGCUCAGACUUCUUCACUAAAGCCGUUUCCCCUGAUGUCUACACAGACCAGGUGCUCAAGAGGAUGAUCAAGUGUUGUUCAAUGAUGAACUGCCACACACAGGUUGCAGUUCUGUGUCAGUUUCUGCGAGAGGUGGACUACAUGACGGCGUUUAAAGCUCUCCAGGAGCCCAACAGUCACGAUGCCAUGGACUCUUUCUACGACUACAUCUGGGACGUCACCAUCCUGGAGUAUCUCACUCAUAUUCACCACAAACGAGGCGAGACCGAGAAGAGGCAGAUAGCGAUCAAAGCGAUCGGCCAGACGGAGCUGAACACCAGCAACCCGGAGGAGGUGCUGCAGCUGGCUGCACAGAAGAGAAAGAAGAGAUUCCUGCAGGCCAUGGCCAAACUUUAUUUCUAA
Molecule: messenger RNA, 3329 nt
Organism: Salarias fasciatus (jewelled blenny)
Lineage: Eukaryota; Metazoa; Chordata; Actinopteri; Blenniiformes; Blenniidae
Gene: ints8
Product: integrator complex subunit 8
Exons: 29
Coding region: 342-3329 (995 amino acids)
Biological process (GO): snRNA 3'-end processing
Cellular component (GO): integrator complex
Molecular function (GO): protein binding
Source: RefSeq, a predicted model, not a curated record